This is a messenger RNA of Alternaria viburni, 1236 nucleotides long. RefSeq lists its product as uncharacterized. The transcript is spliced from 3 exons. The coding region runs from base 1 to 1236 and encodes 411 amino acids. Gene Ontology annotation, cellular component: membrane. The record is from RefSeq and is a predicted model, not a curated record. Lineage: Eukaryota; Fungi; Ascomycota; Dothideomycetes; Pleosporales; Pleosporaceae. Gene Ontology annotation, biological process: zinc ion transmembrane transport; intracellular zinc ion homeostasis. Gene Ontology annotation, molecular function: zinc ion transmembrane transporter activity.
AUGGUCUCGCGGCGCAACCGGACCUUGCUGUCCUUGGCAAUCUUCCUCGGGGUGCUGGGAUGGAACGUGGCAGCUGCAGCCGUCAAGGGCGAGACCGGCGUGCCAGUAGGCAACCUGAGCGCCCAUGAAAUUGAAGAGCAAUUGCAGGAGUGUCCCCUUGUGCAAGCUCUCAACCAGCACAAGGCAGCCUCGAACCCGACCACGUCCUCCCUCACCUCCCAGAUCUUCGCCUUCCUGUUCCCUGGCAGCCCUGCAGUCAAUGCCCUGCUAGCGACGCUCUACAUCUCGGGCCCGCCAAACUUCCUCCUCGCACUAUGUCCGCCCAACAUAGACCCCUCCUCGCUCUCCGUCAUGGUCGCAUUCGCUGUAGGCGGACUUCUGGGUGAUACCCUCUUCCACCUGCUCCCUGAGAUCUUCUUGGGCGAGGAAGAGCACGACUCGGUCAAGUUCGUCAUGGUCGAACCCAACAAGAACCUGUUGCUGGGCGUAGCUAUCAUGGUCGGCUUCAUCACCUUCGUGGCCAUGGACAAGGGACUUCGAAUUGCGACGGGAGGCCAGGGCGGACACGACCACUCGCAUGGGCACUCGCACGACAAAGUUGAGGCUUCCGCGAAGACAACAGGCGUCGACGUCGGCAGCUCCAAAGAUGGUGUGCGCUCCAGGAAAUCUGGCACAAACGGCACAUCGUCUGUCGUAGAGACAGCAGAGAAAGAGAUCAACGCCAGUGUCAAGCUUGGUGGUUACCUCAACCUCAUUGCAGACUUCACCCACAACAUCACCGACGGUCUGGCCCUCAGCUCCUCAUUCUACGCCUCGCCUACGAUUGGUGCUACUACGACUGUGGCUGUCUUCUUCCAUGAGAUCCCCCACGAGGUCGGCGACUUCGCUCUCCUCAUACAGUCUGGCUUCAGCAAGCGAGCCGCUAUGGGGGCUCAAUUCGUUACCGCCGUCGGCGCUUUCUUAGGAACUUGCAUUGGCAUUGCUGUCCAAGAAUUUGGAGGCAGCUCCGCCUCUGCUGACAUCCAAGGUCCUGGCAUUAUGGGCACUAGUCUGCAGUGGGGUGACAUGCUACUACCAUUUACUGCUGGUACUUUCCUCUAUGUCGGCACUGUUGCUGUUAUUCCUGAGCUCCUCGAGACCGGUCCGAACAAAGGCCAAGAGCUCAGGAAGACUCUGAUGCAAUUCGCCGCCAUGUUCACUGGCGCCGGUAUCAUGUUGUACAUUUCAUGGAAUUAG